Messenger RNA from Parasteatoda tepidariorum (common house spider), 1286 nucleotides. Lineage: Eukaryota; Metazoa; Arthropoda; Arachnida; Araneae; Theridiidae. The record is from RefSeq and is a predicted model, not a curated record.
AAUAAGCAACAUAACGCUUACCAACAGUUCUGAAUAAGACAAAAAAAAGAAGUCGGAAACUACCUAGAAUUGAGUAACGUUAAAAAGAAAUAAAGCAAUUAUUACGCAUGCGCCGCAUGGUUGAGAGGACUUGACAGGUUUUGUUUUUUGAGACCGGUCAAGUAACUUACUUUUCAUUUAUUUAUUUAUAGUCUUUUUAAAGAAUUCGAGUUACCCACGUAUACUCGAUGAUUGAUUUCAUUUGAAAUCAGAGUAAAACCUUGUUGUUAUUUUCUCCAAUAUAAUGCAUUGAGUAUUUAUUAUUAUGAUUUCUUUAUACAAGAAAUAUUGAGAAUAUGGUGUUUAAUAUUGUUUGACUAUGGCUAAUAAAGAAAAAACUGAUUCAACGUGGUGGCUUUUAUUUUUUGUUGUAACUGUGCUAGCUGCCGUUACACGCCUUUAUAAAAUUGAAGAGCCGGAUCAUGUUUGCUGGGAUGAAACUCAUUUUGGAAAGAUGGGUAGUUGGUACAUCAAUCGUACUUUUUUCUUUGAUGUUCAUCCUCCUCUGGGAAAAAUGUUGAUUGGUCUAUCAGGUAAACUUACUGGCUACAAUGGAACAUUUGCAUUUAACAAACCUGGAGAUAAAUACCAAGAUCACAAUUACAUUGGAAUGAGGCUUUUUUGUGUAACACUUGGAAUGGCUAUAGUUCCAUUUUGCUUUUUGAUUGUGUGGGAACUGACUCGUUCUCUAUGUGCUUCCACUCUGUCUGGCUUCUUCGUAAUUUUUGACGUUGGAAUGAUCACCUUAUCGCAAUAUAUUCUCCUUGAUCCUAUUCUCAUGUUUUUCAUUAUUGGUUCUGUAUUAGGAAUGGUUAAAUUUGCAUCACAGAGUCACAGAAACUUCAGCCCAUCUUGGUGGUUUUGGCUAUCAUGGACAGGAGUUUUUAUGGCUUGUUCAAUAAGUGUGAAGUUUGUUGGGUUGUUUGUGGUUCUUCUAGUUGGCAUUCAUACUCUUUAUGAUUUAUGGAACAUACUUGGAAAUUUGAACACUCCUAUCACUCAAGUGAUUAAACAUUUCACAGCACGAGCAGUCUGUCUCAUUUUGCUCCCUGCCAUUUUGUAUGUCACCUUCUUUUAUAUUCACUUGAAGACACUAUACAAAAGUGGCUCUGGCGAUGGAUUUUUCAGCUCGGCAUUUCAAUCCCAGUUAGAAGGAAAUUCACUUUAUCAUGCUCAUAUGCCAAAAGAUGUAGCCUAUGGAGCAAUUGUCACUCUAAAAAAUCAUAGAACAGGUGGUGGCUAUCUUC